This is a messenger RNA of Doryrhamphus excisus (bluestripe pipefish), 3085 nucleotides long. RefSeq names its product transmembrane protein 63A (gene tmem63a). NCBI's taxonomy places the organism in Eukaryota, Metazoa, Chordata, Actinopteri, Syngnathiformes, Syngnathidae. The record is from RefSeq and is a predicted model, not a curated record. Gene Ontology annotation, molecular function: calcium-activated cation channel activity; nucleic acid binding. Gene Ontology annotation, cellular component: plasma membrane.
GUCAACGCAACACAGCUGGGGAGAGUGCGCAUGUGCGGAAGAUGAAGGUGGAGGAAGGCGGUGGAGGAAGUCUUUUAAUAAUGUUGACGUUGUUUGGCGUCUUUACAGCGUUAAGAAGUUCAUUUUGCGGCUAAGCCGGGGUCGCAAACACAACAGUGAUGUCGUCUUGGUGGUGGGAUCAGUGGUCGCUGCUGGCCCCAAACGAAACCCGGCGUUCCACCGGGCCGGACGACAAGACCUGUUUCAAUGGCACGCAGAACACCGUCCUGAGCGGAGUCAGCUUUGGCGGCGUGCCUGUUGUGUUGCUGCUCAACUUUAGCGUCUUUUUGGUGUUGCUGAUGCUCUUUUCUAUUAUACGGAAGAAGUUCUGGGACUAUGGACGUCUUGCGUUGGUGGCGGAUAAAGAAGGGGUCACUGAGUCUGGACGCCCUCAAUAUGGACGUCUGUCAUCGUGUGCAUCCAGCGGGGAUGACCAGGAGUAUGAACUAGGGUUCUGCUCUUGGCUGCCUUACAUCCUCAGAAUGGAUGACGACAAAAUAAAAGCCCGGUGUGGCAUAGACGCCGUUCACUACCUCUCCUUCCAGCGUCACCUCGUCAUCCUGCUGCUGGUCAUUACCGUCACCUCCCUGUCAAUCAUACUGCCUGUCAACCUGACGGGGGAUCUGUUGGGCAACGAUCCGCAGAGUUUCGGGAGAACGACGAUCGGCAAUCUUCAAAAGGGAAACGACCUGUUGUGGCUGCACACCGUGUUUGCCGUCCUCUAUCUGGCCCUGACCAUUAUUCUCUUGCGAAGACACACAUCGCAAAUGAAAGGCACGCAAAGAGACAUGACCAGAAACACCUUGUUUGUGAUGGGUGUGCCAAAAACGGCCACAGAGGAGGACAUAAGGACACAUUUCAUGGAGGCGUACCCCACCUGCAGGGUGUGUGCCGUCACCAUUGCCUACGAUGUGGCCAAGCUCAUGCAUCUGGACAAGGAAAGGCUGCGAGCUGGAAAAAACCUGCGCUACUACGAGCGUGUCCUGGAGAAGACGGGGAAACGUGAAACAAUAUACCCCCGACCGUGCGGUCAGCUCUGUUGCUGCGCCAACUGUGACAAGGUGGACGCCAUCGAGUACUACAGCACUAAAGAAAAAGAUCUGCUGGAGGAGGUGAGGCAGCAGGUGGGGGUGGUGCCACAGCGCCCCCUGGGGCUUGCCUUUGUCACCUUGCAGACGGAGGCUAUGGCCAAGUACAUUCUCAAAGACUUCAACGCGCUGGAAUGUGGCAGCAGGAGUUGUUGCUGUGGAAAAGAGCCUCAGCCUUCCACCAAUAGCGGAAGUCUCAAAGUGAGGAAGUGGAGGGUCAGCUUCGCACCCCAUCCCAGAAACGUUUACUGGAACCACCUCUCAGUGCAGGGCUUCUCCUGGUUCAUCCGCUACGUGAUGCUCAACUUCCUGCUUUUCUUCCUGCUCACCUUCCUCACAACGCCCACCAUCAUCAUCAACACCAUAGACAAGUUCAACGUCACCAAACCCAUCUACUAUCUGAACAGCCCUAUCGUCAGUCAGUUCUUCCCCACGUUCCUGCUGUGGUCCUUCUCUGCCCUUUUGCCCACCAUCGUCUACUACUCCACGCUGGGAGAGGCCCACUGGGGCAGGUCCAGUGAGCAGCUGAGCAUGAUGCACAAGCUUUACUUCUUUCUGCUCUUCAUGGUGCUAAUCCUUCCAUCGCUAGGGCUCACCAGUCUUGCGCUGUUUUUCCGUUGGCUGUUUGACAAAGAAUUUCUAACCGAUGGGAAACUGAGGUUUGAGUGCGUGUUCCUACCUGACCAAGGGGCCUUUUUUGUCAACUACGUGAUCGCGGCAGGCCUGGUGGGCUCGGCCAUGGAUCUGCUGCGGCUGCCUGGCUUGCUGCUUUACACCAUUCGCUUGGUGCUGGCUCGCUCCGCUGCAGAGAGGAAAUACGUCAAACAGAACCAGGCUUAUGAGUUUGAAUACGGGGCCAUGUACGGCUGGAUCCUGUGUGUCUUUACGGUCAUCAUGGCAUACAGUGUCAUUUGUCCCAUUAUUGUGCCUUUCGGUCUCUUAUACAUGAUGCUGAAGCACCUGGUGGACAAACACAACCUGUACUUCACCUACUUGCCGACACGCAUCGACCGACAAGUACACCUGAAGGCUGUCAAUCAAGCUCUGGCCGCGCCCAUCAUCUGCCUAAUAUGGCUUUAUUUCUUUUCCGUCCUGAGAACCGGUUUCUGGGCUCCCACGUCUCUGUUCACCCUGGUGGUGCUGGUCAUCACGAUCCUCAUCUGCCUCAGCUACACCUGUUUCGGCCAUUUCCAGUACCUCAGUCCACACAAUUACGAGGUGAACGAAGAAGAUGAGGGCACCCCGGAGGAAGUGGAGGAAAACACUAUGGUUUACCUUCCCAGAGUGCUGAAUCCCAAAUCGGCAGCGGAGGCCCCCAAGGGGUCCAAAGCCCAGCAGUCCUACGGUUCUACAGAGGGCAGCCCGACACACGGCUUCAGUCCUGUAGAAGACAAAGGCAUUGAAGUUCAACACUGAAAACUGAGCUAAAUGAAGACAGCAUGCCGGGAUAAAGACCCCAUAACAUGUUUACACAAAAGCACACUAGUGCGCCUUUACAACAGGUGUCAGAUGAUCAAAGAACAUUCCGUAAAACGCUGAGGCACUUUUGUUUUGGAAGAGAAUGCUGGGAUGCUUUUUCUUCCAUUUCUUGUAGAAUGAUGAAACUCAAUGUUGCAUAAGAAGGUAAUCAGCAGCGUAACUGAUGCCAAAGACAAGUGAACACCUGCCAAGGUAAGCGCUUAAGGCUUAGCCAUAAUUAAUUAUGCACUUUUUUUUCUAUACACAUUGAGGCCUGUUUGUUAUUAAUUAACAAGUGCCUUCUGUAGUUACUUCGGUGAUAAGACAUAUUCUAGCAUUGCUGAAGUUGAAAACUAAUCCAGAUCUGUUGCAUUUAACACAGUUCUAGGUUGUUGUUGUUUUUUUUUUAUAUGUAAUCGUGCUUUGAACAGUGACAACUUUUUAAACCAUGCAUUUCCAAAAUACAAACAUUCAAAGUAAUGAGUGUGGUUUGUCAAAAG